Ricinus communis (castor bean) is the source of this 1980-nucleotide messenger RNA. Its product is annotated as putative aminoacrylate hydrolase RutD. The record is from RefSeq and is a predicted model, not a curated record. Gene Ontology annotation, molecular function: catalytic activity. Bases 257 to 1459 code for a protein of 400 amino acids. The transcript has 11 exons. NCBI's taxonomy places the organism in Eukaryota, Viridiplantae, Streptophyta, Magnoliopsida, Malpighiales, Euphorbiaceae.
CCUAAAUAUAAUGCGUGGAUAUGAAUAGCUGCCAUUGCCAGCGCCUCUUCCAUUCCCCACGUGAAGACAUGGUAUGGCAUUGUGAUUUUGACUUUUGACCCUACGUGGCGUCUGCCCACUUCUUAUCUGCCACGCGCACGCCCACCCUUUUUUUUUUUUCCUCUCUCUCUCUCUCUCUCUCUCUCUCUCAAUCCCAUUCUUUGUGGAAGCUCAAAUCUGCAGUUGAUAACAAAAUCUUUUGUUUUCUCGUCAAACGAUGCCGUUUUGCAAGGUCUCCACACAGCAGCCUAAUUCAGACGGAGCUUGCAACAAUGGCGUUGAGAUUUUCUACAGAACUUACGGUUAUGGACCAACCAAAGUCCUCCUUAUCAUAGGAUUGGCUGGGACGCAUGAUUCGUGGGGCCCGCAAAUAAAGGGACUAACUGGUACCGAUAGGCCAAAUGACGAUGAUGAAUUGAUGACCGUUGAUCGAAACUCAGGCGACAAUGACAUAGAUUGUGGCAUUCAAGUCUGUGCAUUUGAUAAUCGUGGUAUGGGUCGCAGUUCUGUUCCCACCAAAAAAUCCCAAUAUACAACAAAAAUUAUGGCAAAAGAUGCAAUUGCUUUACUGGAUCAUCUGGGCUGGACAAAAGCCCAUGUAUUUGGCCAUUCAAUGGGUGCUAUGAUAGCUUGCAAGUUAGCGGCAAUGGUGCCUGAUAGAGUUCUAUCUUUGGCAUUGCUUAAUGUGACUGGUGGAGGUUUCCAAUGCUUGCCCAAGCUUGACCGCCAAACUGUAUCAGUUGCAAUACGUUUCUUAAAGGCAAAAACUCCUGAGCAAAGAGCAGCUGUAGACUUGGAUACUCACUACACGAAGGAAUACCUUGAGGAAUAUGUUGGCUGUAAGACAAGAAGAGCCAUUUUAUAUCAAGAAUAUGUAAAAGGUAUAUCAUCAACUGGGAUGCAGUCUAAUUAUGGUUUCGAUGGUCAAAUCAAUGCUUGUUGGACACAUAAGAUGACGCGAACAGAAAUUGAAGUGAUACGCUCUGCUGGAUUUCUUGUAUCAGUCAUACAUGGCAGGAAUGAUAUCAUUGCUCAAAUAUAUUAUGCAAGGAGGCUUGCAGAGAGACUGCAGCCUGUUGCUAGGAUGAUAGAUCUCCAUGGUGGCCAUUUAGUCAGUCAUGAGAGGACCGAGGAGGUCAAUCAAGCUCUUCAUGACUUGAUCACGACAACUGAAACAAAAAUUAGGCCUCAUGAUUGGAAUAAUCUGCCCCAGAAAACUCCUGGCUGGUUUGAGACAGGGAUAUCACUUUGCAAGACAAGUUCAGAGGGUGGAAACAAUGUCCGUUCAAGAUGUGGCAUAAUAGAUAAGCUACAUGUAUGCCUGGUAUACAUCUUCAGUCUCUUUAUAUUUGUAUUUGAAUAUGCACGAAGGGCUCAAAGGAGUCUAAGACCAGCCAGAGUCGGGGCUUCCCUCACAUAAGCUAGUUGUCAGUGAACCUGCCUUUUUCACAGGGUUUAUUGAUUUCUCGUCUUGAUGGUGCGUGUAUUUACGAUAACAUCAUUCACUAAAACUUGGUGAAGAAUAAGCAAAUAUUGUUGAGUUAUAGAAUAACAGUUGGUUGGCAAAACAUGCCUAUACAGAAAGCAUAUUUAUUGAGGUGGCAAAGAUCUAAAAGUACUAUCAAGGCAUUUCUGAAGUCCUUUGGUUUCUCAGUAGCAACCAUGACGUAACAAUUUGGUGUGUUUCCCAUGAAAGCUGAGAAAAGUACAGUGAAUGGCUUGUGACUUAAGAAUCAGAAGGGGAAAGAUGCAGAGAAAUGUAUAUUAGAAAUACCAUACAAUUACAAAAGACACUCAAAUGUAUUUUGAGAAUAUCAUACAAUUCGUUGUCUCUUCUAUGGUUUGCAACUUGAAAUAAAAGAGGAUUUCAAGGUGACUUUGUGGGAAAUAGCUACAGAAGGAAAAAUAAUUUAAAUAUUAAAGUUUUACUUUCAUAUGAAA